UUAUUAAUACAAGUUGGCUUAUCCUGUGGGCAGGUGACGUUUCGUGACCCGGAAUCCGCGAGACGGUCAGUUGCGGAUCCAAACCCGAUAAUCGACGGGAGGAGGGCCAACUGCAACAUUGCCGCGCUGGGCCGGCCCCGCCCUUCUCCUCCGCGAGGACGGGCCCAAGCAAGCGGGAGCAUGUAUCAGGGCCCACCUCAGUCAAUGGGCCCACCAUACACUAGAAUGCCAACUCAAGUGCCUCCAGCUCCUCAAGUUUUUUACCCCUCGCCAUAUGGGUAUAUGACGUACGCUACUGAAUAUGGGUAUCAACCGGGCAUGUACAAUCCUCAAAUGGCGUCACAAUAUUAUCCGCAGAUGAUGUAUGGUGCGACUGCAACAUCAAACAUCGGUCAUCAACCAUAUAACUAUCCUCAAAUGAAUUACAUGAUGGCAUCACCGAGGACGGGUUUUCCCCCAUCCAUGAUGCAAUCUCAACAAGCUGCAGCUCAUCGUCAAUUACCUUAUGGACAUAAUCCCAUGGCUAUGCCUCACAUCGACAUGGAUGGCUCAUACUUCCCACCAUCCACAUUGUCUCAUGGUCUUCAACUUCAACUCCCACCACAUGUGAGGCAAUCACUCACAACUCCGGGUAUGUAGUUACUUCCAUCUCCUCUUUAUUUUUUGUAAUUAUUCGA
Messenger RNA from Phalaenopsis equestris, 677 nucleotides. RefSeq names its product RNA-binding protein 38-like. The record is from RefSeq and is a predicted model, not a curated record. The transcript is spliced from 4 exons. The annotation marks the transcript as partial. Lineage: Eukaryota; Viridiplantae; Streptophyta; Magnoliopsida; Asparagales; Orchidaceae.